AUGAUCACCAUAUCUGUUCGCAAGCAUCUGCAUGAGAAGUUGAGGUCUGUCUUUGCAAUGCUUCAUAGGUUGGAAGGUGUUUCGGAUCAAAGCUUUGUUCUAAAACAAUGGGGAGAGGGUGGGUCAGCUAUAUCAAGAAAAGAAGUGUCAUGGAAAGAAGAACCCAAAGCUCCAAUUAAACCUAUCAUCAAGCAAGAACCUAAGGUUAAGGAAAAACUAUUUAGUGAAGAGCAUAUCAUUGACAACAACGAAGAUGAAGAAGAGCAGGAUGAAGACGAGCUUAAAAGACAAAAGAUCAAGCUACAAUAUGAAGCUUCGUGUGCUAGCAAAAUAACUGCCGUGAAAGUCAUAGGGUUGAUUAGAACAGAAAGCUUCCCUAACGCGAAGUUCAAAGUGGCAAGAGGAUCAACUAGUCAGAUCUACAAAUUCACACUCGCAGACUUGCCUUGUAUAAACCCUUAUGACUGGACCAUACUUUGUAACAUGCUGCUGAAGGAAAAAGUGAAGUACAAACCUGUCAUGUCCCAUCUCCAAUUAAUGCUUCAAUCUUAUACUCAAGAAAUUGGUGAGAUGGAUGUUGACAUAGCUGCGGUACUACAAAUGAAACCCUCUAUUAUUCCCAAAGAAGCUCCAAAGGAUUUUGAAAAGCUAAAGCUAGGGAAGAUUCACAAAUAA
This is a messenger RNA of Lactuca saligna, 675 nucleotides long. The record is from the annotation of a GenBank genome assembly. NCBI's taxonomy places the organism in Eukaryota, Viridiplantae, Streptophyta, Magnoliopsida, Asterales, Asteraceae.